This is a messenger RNA of Arabidopsis thaliana (thale cress), 2088 nucleotides long. RefSeq names its product Pentatricopeptide repeat (PPR) superfamily protein. The transcript has a single exon. Lineage: Eukaryota; Viridiplantae; Streptophyta; Magnoliopsida; Brassicales; Brassicaceae. The coding region runs from base 65 to 1999 and encodes 644 amino acids. The record is from RefSeq and is marked reviewed. Gene Ontology annotation, cellular component: mitochondrion.
UAAGUUUAAGGUAUUCUUUUGUCACACAGAGUGAGUUUGAAGAAGAAGAACGAUUCAGCUUGAGAUGGUGAGGAUGAUGAUACGGAGAUUGAGUUCUCAAGCUUCGAGAUUUGUUCAGCCUCGUCUCCUGGAGACAGGUACUCUGAGAAUUGCUUUGAUUAAUUGCCCAAAUGAGCUACUUUUUUGCUGCGAACGCGGCUUCUCUACUUUCAGCGAUAGAAAUCUCUCUUAUAGAGACAAAUUGAGCAGUGGGCUUGUCGGUAUUAAGGCAGAUGAUGCUGUUGAUCUGUUCCGAGACAUGAUUCAGUCUCGUCCUCUUCCCACUGUUAUAGAUUUCAAUAGAUUGUUUAGUGCCAUUGCCAAAACGAAACAGUAUGAGCUAGUGUUAGCUCUCUGCAAGCAAAUGGAAUCGAAGGGAAUUGCACAUAGCAUCUACACUUUGAGUAUUAUGAUCAAUUGUUUCUGUCGCUGUCGUAAACUUUCUUACGCUUUUUCUACUAUGGGGAAGAUCAUGAAACUUGGGUAUGAGCCUGAUACAGUCAUCUUUAACACUCUACUCAAUGGCUUAUGUCUCGAGUGUAGAGUUUCUGAAGCUCUGGAAUUAGUUGAUCGAAUGGUAGAAAUGGGACAUAAACCCACUCUCAUAACGCUUAACACUCUGGUCAAUGGCCUUUGUCUCAACGGUAAAGUCUCUGAUGCUGUGGUUUUGAUUGAUCGAAUGGUUGAGACUGGCUUUCAACCCAAUGAAGUAACUUAUGGACCGGUUUUAAAUGUAAUGUGUAAGUCCGGCCAAACUGCCCUUGCCAUGGAGUUGCUCAGAAAGAUGGAAGAAAGAAAUAUCAAGCUCGAUGCAGUCAAAUACAGUAUCAUCAUUGAUGGUCUUUGCAAAGAUGGGAGCCUCGACAAUGCAUUCAACCUUUUCAAUGAAAUGGAAAUCAAAGGGUUCAAAGCUGAUAUUAUUACCUACAACACUCUCAUUGGAGGCUUUUGUAAUGCUGGUAGAUGGGAUGAUGGUGCCAAGUUAUUGAGGGAUAUGAUCAAGAGGAAAAUCAGCCCCAACGUUGUCACAUUCAGUGUUUUGAUUGAUAGUUUUGUGAAAGAGGGAAAACUACGAGAGGCCGAUCAACUGCUCAAGGAGAUGAUGCAACGAGGUAUAGCUCCUAAUACUAUUACAUAUAAUUCCUUGAUAGAUGGGUUUUGCAAGGAGAACCGCCUAGAGGAGGCCAUCCAGAUGGUGGAUCUGAUGAUUAGCAAGGGAUGCGAUCCUGAUAUCAUGACGUUUAAUAUCCUCAUAAAUGGAUAUUGUAAGGCUAAUCGGAUUGACGAUGGUUUGGAACUCUUCCGCGAAAUGUCUCUGAGAGGAGUGAUUGCUAAUACAGUUACUUAUAACACUCUUGUCCAAGGGUUUUGUCAAUCGGGAAAACUUGAGGUUGCCAAAAAACUCUUCCAAGAGAUGGUUUCUCGGCGUGUUCGUCCUGAUAUUGUGUCCUACAAAAUAUUGCUGGAUGGGUUGUGUGACAAUGGAGAACUAGAGAAAGCAUUGGAAAUAUUUGGAAAAAUAGAGAAGAGUAAGAUGGAGCUUGAUAUUGGUAUAUAUAUGAUCAUUAUCCAUGGGAUGUGCAAUGCUAGUAAGGUGGAUGAUGCUUGGGAUUUAUUCUGUAGCCUCCCUCUCAAAGGAGUGAAGCUUGAUGCUAGGGCAUACAACAUAAUGAUUUCAGAAUUAUGUAGGAAAGACUCACUGUCUAAAGCAGACAUACUGUUCAGAAAAAUGACAGAGGAAGGACAUGCUCCAGAUGAGUUGACAUACAACAUACUUAUCAGGGCACAUCUUGGUGAUGAUGAUGCAACCACAGCAGCUGAACUUAUUGAAGAAAUGAAGAGUAGUGGGUUCCCAGCAGAUGUUUCCACUGUUAAGAUGGUUAUUAAUAUGCUUUCUAGUGGUGAAUUGGACAAAAGCUUUCUAGAUAUGCUUUCUACAACUCGGGCUUCAUUGAAAUGAAUAUUUCUUGUGUAGCUAUGAUUUGUUGCUUUUCAGGCAUCAACAAGGUCAAAUGGGCUCAAUUUUUGUCCUAAACACAUUGAAUCCAU